Maylandia zebra (zebra mbuna) is the source of this 3156-nucleotide messenger RNA. RefSeq names its product v-crk avian sarcoma virus CT10 oncogene homolog-like (gene crkl). Gene Ontology annotation, biological process: cell migration; positive regulation of ERK1 and ERK2 cascade; enzyme-linked receptor protein signaling pathway. The record is from RefSeq and is a predicted model, not a curated record. Gene Ontology annotation, molecular function: signaling adaptor activity; receptor tyrosine kinase binding. Lineage: Eukaryota; Metazoa; Chordata; Actinopteri; Cichliformes; Cichlidae. Gene Ontology annotation, cellular component: cytoplasm.
AUGUCAACUGCUCGAUUUGAUUCCUCUGAUCGGUCCGCCUGGUAUUUUGGACCCGUGUCACGACAGGAGGCACAGAAUAGGUUACAAGGACAGAGACAUGGCAUGUUUCUUGUUCGAGACUCGUCGACCUGCCCCGGCGACUACGUACUGUCGGUGUCGGAAAACUCCAAAGUGUCUCACUAUAUCAUCAACUCUUUGCCCAGCAAGAGGUUCAAAAUAGGGGAUCAAGAGUUCGACCACCUCGCAGCUCUCCUGGAGUUCUACAAAAUCCAUUACUUGGACACGACCACGCUGAUAGAGCCAGCCCCCAGGUAUUCAAGUACGCCGAGUCCUCCUGUCCAGCCCAUGGUUGGAGCAGAGGAGAAUCUGGAGUAUGUGCGGACUCUGUACGACUUCACCGGGAGCGAUGCUGAGGACCUUCCCUUCAAGAAGGGGGAGAUCCUUAUCAUCCUGGAAAGACCGGAGGAGCAGUGGUGGAGCGCCAAGAAUAAAGAUGGACGUGUUGGGAUGAUCCCUGUGCCCUACGUAGAGAAAGUGGUACGACCUUCACCCCACCCUGUCCAACCUUCUCAUGGAUCGCGAAACUCCAACAGCUAUGGGAUCCCUGAGCCCUCCAAUGCUCUUGCUCAUGCCUAUGCCCAACCCCAGACGCCUUCUCCAAUGCCCAACGCACCUGGAGCAGUUAUCGCUCCGCUACCGUCCAUGCAGAAUGGCCCUGUCAUGGCGAAAGCCAUCCAGAAACGAGUGCCCUGUGCCUACGACAAGACUGCUCUUGCUCUAGAGGUUGGUGACAUUGUCAAGGUUACGCGGAUGAACAUCAGCGGUCAGUGGGAGGGAGAGGUGAACGGACGGAGGGGUCUCUUCCCGUUCACCCAUGUCAAAAUCAUAGACCCCCAGAAUCCAGAGGAGAGUGACUGACCUAGGCGUUCAGCUGAAGCCUCUCUCCCGUAUCGCCGAGUACCCGAAUCUGCUGGCUGUCUCCAUCUUUUCCUGCCAGUGUCACAGUUAUGUGCUUGCCUGCUUGGGGCUGUACCAUGAUAGCAACCCCCCUCCCCCUUUCCUGUUGUUGUUGCCAGCCAUUGCAAGGCUUUCUGACUGUUUACAGCUUUGGACAUUAGAUCCAAACUAAAACCUGACCCCACUUUCCCAGGUCCCUUUUCCCUUAUCUUUGUUCCAGGCUGGGUGGCAUUUUUGCAUUAGUGUUCUUUUCAUUUCCAGAUCACUGGGCAUCAGACUGUGUGUGUGGGUAUGUAUGUUUUUGUGUAUGUGUGUGUCCACAAUGGAUAGUUAGCAUAUAACAUCACGUCUUUAAAAAAAAAAAAAAAAAGGAAAAAAAAGUUUUCUCUUAAUAUUUGUUAUGUUUGACGUCUUUGGGACUUUCGGAAGUGUUGAUGUAUGCUUGUUUUGUUGAUGUGAGAAUAUUUGUAUGAAAUAGGGAAAGAAAGAAUUAUCCCUAUGGACUAGGGAGAGCACUGAGGCAAUGAGGAGCUAACCAGCCAGUCAUGUUAUUUCUCCAAACAAUCAAGUCACUGUUGUACCUUAACCAUUGCACAAGCACACACUUGUACACAUUGGCCAUGAGUUAUUCAGGUAGACAGAUUUUUGUGUGUGUGUGUGUGUGUGUGUUACAGAUUAGGAGGAAGUAGAAAGAGAUGGGGUGUGUGGAGGAUUUGAGUUGGAACAUGGCACGGUAGAUCUCAUUAUCCCAUCCAUUCUACAUCCUGACUGGCUGAUAGCUUAUUUAUCUUAUGUUACUAAGACAUGACACGGCCAUGUGACUUCAUCAUAAUUGUUGCUAUUUUCUAAAUCAUUGUCCAAUGAUUAAUUUUAUUUUUUUGUUUGGAUUUGUUGACAUGGAUAGUGGGGUAACCUUGCAUCUCCACGUUGGUGCCUCUUUACUUGCUUGGAGAUCAUUGAAGACUAAGACACAUUUUAGAUUAUAUGCAUUAGGAGUGCCAAGCUUUGAGCAGGGUUUCUAAAGCCAAAUAGCAACAGCCCUGGCGAGCACUUUCCACAAGCAUCUGACUACAAGGCUAAACAUACUAAAAACAUAGUGUCCACACAGUGUGGGCAUGAGGACUUGAAGCCUUUCCACUGAGAUGAAGAACUCAGUGGCGUAGGUCGGGGAAGGAGGAAUGUCUGAGCAAGCCAAUGAGAUCCCAUCAAUGCCUUUUCAAAGUAAGACAAGUCUUACUUCUAGCGCAUGCAAUCCCAUCUCUGGCCCUUUAGUUUUUAUUGUGAUGAUACUCCUCUCAAUGUAGGAUUUUUAUUAACUUUUUUCAACCAGCUUUAUUCCUUGAGUAUUUUCGGUCUGCACACCAAUUAUUCUUCUCCUUCAUGCUGAGUAGUAGAAAGAAUCUCAUCACACCGUGCCACAGCCGAUUCUGUCGAGCCGAGGAUUAAACAGAUGUGCAAACGGUGCAGAACCCCAGGUCUGUGCUGUAAAAACUGAUCAAUCCCACCCCUGCCCAUCCUACCCCCCUCUCUGUCACUUCUUUUAGCGCUUUCUGUUAACAAAAGGAAAAGGAGAAAAUCAUUGCUCAGCAAACGACUUAGAAAUCUUUUAGUUGUAUCCCUGUUUUCCUUUUCGGUGAGUUCGUAGUAAGCUAUGAAAUCAAGUAUUUUUGUUAAUGAGUGAUGUUAUUAAAAGUAACCAUGGGUGACAUUUUAAAAAGGGAAAACGAAUAAAUGCCUGCUGGUUGCCUCUGUGCAUGACCUCUUAGCCAGGGAGAUCAUAUUUUUUUUUGUUUUUUUUCCCCCCUCGCCAAAUGCUGCUUGAUGUCAUUAAAUUCCUCAUUAAAUAAAAGUUUCUCGUUUAAUCCCACCUGCUGUGUACAGACGCACCGUGUUGGGGUUUUCCUUGUCAAGCUUAAUGAAAUCUUACUAAUUAAGCAAUACACUCUGAUAAUUUCCCUUUGAGAUGAACUUUGCUUUUUCCUCAUGCUUCUGAGUUAUUUUGUAAUGGCAUUAACAGUAUUACUGUGCUCUCUUCACAUAUUUUAGGAAAGCUUGUCUUUUACUUAAAAAAAAUUGAAAGAUUGUGCCUUUUAUUUUCUUAUUCCAUUUACAUGUGUUAAUAUUUCCCAUGGUUAACACCUGUGCUGGUAAAGACCCUUUAUGUACAUAACAAGUAAAUAAAAAUGUUUACUUCUUUAA